AUGUCUUUUAGCGGGCGGACCCCGGAAUCACUCCUCCCUCGUUCAGACUCAAAGAAUCCGGCCACUACGUGCAAAGGUAUCACCUCAACUGGCAGACCAUGUCGGAGGUCGCUUGGCGCUUCACCGAAGCAUUCGCCCGCACCGUCCCCAAGCCGGGACAACGGAGUACUUGCGGUACUCGAUGAACAGAAUGCAGCUGCGUAUUACUGCUGGCAGCACAAAGACCAGGCCGAGCAAUUGGCCGCGCAGGGUGGGCGAACCCGGUUGCAUCCGUUAAAAGAGAGGUCGAGCAUCGAUAGCCUUGUUGAGCAGGUGGGAUUACUCGACCUGGACGAAAACGUUCCGGAGAAGAGGAAGCGACAACGCCAAACGACCGGCACGAAGCGGAGGGACACCCUGCCGCCGGGCUGGAACCAGAUGCAGAGUCCACUUAUGACAGUGCCAGAAGAGAUUGUUCAUCGCAGAAGACCAAAAGCCCGGCCUCCGCCGCCGCGAUCAAAUGUGAAACUCUCCUGGGCGUGUUGCAUUCAGGCUGACGAUGACAAUUUGCCUCCUGCGCGCGUCAGGAGAGCCGACAGGAACAGGCCUCCUCGACCUCAUACAUCUACAACCCAGUCACCGCUCCCAGUACGGCCCGAGAUGCGUCAGCCGUCCGCUGUCACAGCGACACGGCCCCUGAAGCCGAGUCCAGCACCAUCUCACACAGAGACGCUGCUAUCACUUAUACCUUCCAGUCUGUCACCUCAAACGACCUCGGCAUUACUCGCCGAGCUGUCACGUCCGGUUUCGCCGAUGGACGAAGCCGGCUAUAUCUAUAUCUUCUGGUUGACACCGGAGUCGGAGGCAUCGCGACCUGAUGACGAGACGGCUUCAUCUCUGCUGGAUGACGAUGACGAGUUUCACACCAGACGGAAGACCCAAGCGCUCGCUCGGUACGCCUCUGUCCAUCGUCCAUCAAACCUAGCUCAUCAGAAACGCACAAUCACACUGAAGAUAGGUCGCGCGGCGAAUGUCCAUAGGCGUAUGACUCAGUGGACUAAGCAAUGCGGGCAAAAUAUAACUCUGAUUCGAUACUAUCCUCAUGACAGCAACAAGUCGACCUCAGGAUCAGCCAGUCCGUGUGCGACGAGGAAAGCGCCACAUGUGCACAAAGUCGAACGGCUAAUCCACCUCGAGCUCGCAGGCAAGAGGGUCAUCAAAAACCAAUGCGAACACUGUGGACGGGAGCAUCGCGAGUGGUUCGAGAUCGACGCCACCAAGGAGGCAUUGAAGGGCGUGGACGAGGUUGUGAGACGAUGGAUCGGCUGGGCGGAGAGACAGCAAGCGCAACCUCCGCUCCAGCAGUCCCAGUAUUAUUAG
Messenger RNA from Cladophialophora yegresii CBS 114405, 1359 nucleotides. RefSeq lists its product as uncharacterized. Bases 1 to 1359 code for a protein of 452 amino acids. The transcript has a single exon. The record is from RefSeq and is a predicted model, not a curated record. NCBI's taxonomy places the organism in Eukaryota, Fungi, Ascomycota, Eurotiomycetes, Chaetothyriales, Herpotrichiellaceae.